AUGGUUUCAGCAAUGAAUUUGAUGCUUUGUGUAAGUGCUUGUUUAGAUGAUGUGAAGAGUUCAUCACGCAGUGUGAGUGGUGGAUUAUUAACAAGGAUAUCAUGUAGAAUACCUAUUCUUGCGCUUAUAUGCAGAUGGACAGUGGAACGACGCAGAGAACCUGGUGAUUUUAUAUUGGAGAUCGAUGGAGUUGGUGUUUAUAAGAAUAGACUUGAUGAAUACAAAAUAGCACGGUUCAACAACAAGGGAUAUACAGAAAUGCCUGAUGAAGCAUUUGAAGCCUCUGAUGUUCACACCAUGAAUGAGAUACAGAUGAUGCAUAAUGGCAUGAAGUAUUUAUCUGAGAAAAUAUCGAGAUUUGUGAUUGUGGAGGUGAUCAAUCUUAAGAAUAACAAACUUGAAUUCUUACCUGAUAGCAUAGUUCAUCUGCCAUUUCUAAGUAAGCUUGUAUUGAAUCUGAAUAGUUUCAGUAAGUUUCCUGAACAGUUGGUAAAGAUAGAGAGUCUGGAAUGGCUUGAUUUAAGUAACAAUCAGAUAUCUGAGCUGCCUGAAGAUAUUGGAAAGCUUAUAAACCUACAGGAUCUCUGGAUGAAUCGCAAUAAACUGAGUAAAUUGCCAGACUCAUUUGUACAUCUGGUUAGACUGGAGGUGUUGAAACUUGAUAGAAAUGAUUUUACUGAGUUUCCUGAACAGUUGGGAUCCAUGCGCUCACUAGAGAAGCUUUUUAUUGGAUGUAAUUUGAUACACAGGGUAAAGAGAUCCGUUGCACGCAAUAUGAUGAAUUCUAAAACUCUGCGCCACAUUGAGAUGUCUAUGGGAAUGAUGCGUAGAGACACAGUGAAAGGAGAUGCAGAGGACGGAAGUGAUGAUAUGUUGGGAUAUGAGGAAUUGAUUAAGGUAUUGGGAAAUAAGUUGAUUAUGUAA
This is a messenger RNA of Ordospora colligata OC4, 924 nucleotides long. RefSeq names its product leucine rich repeat domain-containing protein. The transcript has a single exon. The record is from RefSeq and is a predicted model, not a curated record. Lineage: Eukaryota; Fungi; Microsporidia; Ordosporidae. The coding region runs from base 1 to 924 and encodes 307 amino acids. Gene Ontology annotation, molecular function: protein binding.